This is a messenger RNA of Labeo rohita (rohu), 3333 nucleotides long. RefSeq names its product growth hormone releasing hormone receptor b (gene ghrhrb). Gene Ontology annotation, biological process: adenylate cyclase-modulating G protein-coupled receptor signaling pathway; cell surface receptor signaling pathway. Gene Ontology annotation, molecular function: G protein-coupled peptide receptor activity; peptide hormone binding; vasoactive intestinal polypeptide receptor activity. Lineage: Eukaryota; Metazoa; Chordata; Actinopteri; Cypriniformes; Cyprinidae. The record is from RefSeq and is a predicted model, not a curated record. Gene Ontology annotation, cellular component: plasma membrane. The coding region runs from base 242 to 1603 and encodes 453 amino acids. The transcript has 13 exons.
ACUCACAGCGACAGGUUGUUUACGGUCUGUUAUGAGGAAGAGACACGUGAUUCAAUUACAAAUAUUACGAGCUUCACAAGACAUUAUGUAGGACUGAGCAUUUGUGCCGAACGGCAGCGAGCAGUAUGGUUGGAGACAUCGAGACUUCUGGAAAACAUCCAGAGAUCUAACAGAACCUCCUGCGUUAUUUGGUUAGACACUAACAAACUUCAUUCUUUCCUGUUAUACCGGGGUCUUAAUUAUGUUUCUCUUCAGAACUUGGUCACCUGUAAGACUGGUCACCGUUUUACUGAGUUUGGGGAUUCACCAGAGCACCUGGAAAGCAGUGGAAACAAUUCAUCCAGCAUGUGCUGUGGUGGCUGAUCAUAUGAAAGCUGAAGAGCAAUGCAUUCACACUCAAAGACAAGAGGCCAGCAACAGCAACAUCACUGGAUGUCGUACGGAGUGGGAUGAGUUUUGGUGCUGGUACAGGGCAGAGGUCGGACAGGUUGUCAACGUCUCCUGUUACGAAGUGUCUCAGUUCUUCGCCAUUAAUCAUGGUUUCAUAGUUAGGAACUGCACUAAGAAUGGCUGGACAAAAAUCUACCCAACCUAUGAAAAUGCUUGUGAGAUUGUGGAGGAUGUGGAAUCAGAAAACAAGAUCACGUAUUACUCCAUUUUGAGGAAGGUGUAUACUGCAGGUUACGCUACCUCUCUGAUUUCCCUCAUCUCUGCCAUCUUUGUGUUUACAGCCUUCAGUAAGUUCCACUGCACAAGAAAUUACAUUCACAUCAAUCUCUUUGCCUCCUUCAUCCUGCGAGCCAGUGCGAUCUUCAUCAAAGAUGCGGUACUCUUUGCCGAUGAGAAUCAGGACCACUGCUCCAUGUCAACAACCUCUUGCAAGGCGGCGGUGGCUUUUUUCCAGUUCAGUAUCCUGGCUAACUACUUCUGGCUACUAGUGGAGGGGAUGUACCUACAGACUCUUCUAGCUCUAACCUUUGUCUCACAAAAGAAGUAUUUCUGGUGGUACAUACUUAUUGGCUGGGGUCUACCAACACUAGUUCUGACCGUCUGGGUUCUAGCAAGGAAUUUUUUUGAUAACAGAGUGUGCUGGGAUGACACAGAUGUUGCUUACUUUUGGUGGAUUAUCAAAGGACCAAUCACAUUGUCUCUCCUGAUCAAUUUCAUCAUCUUCAUAAAUGUGAUCCGGAUUCUUGUGCAGAAGCUGAAGUCUCCAGGAAUGGGUGGCAGUGAUACCAACCACUUCAUGAGACUGGCCAAGUCUACCCUUUUCCUGAUCCCUCUGUUUGGCAUGCACUACAUGGUUUUUGCCUUCCUGCCAGAGAACACAGGAGAAAAAGCACGCCACUUUCUUGAACUUGGCCUGGGCCCCUUUCAGGGUUUUGUUGUGGCUCUGUUAUACUGUUUUCUCAAUGGAGAGGUACAAGCAGAACUGAAGAAGAGGCUGUGGAAGUGGCAGACGCAAAAUUAUUUGCGAUACAGUAAGAGAAGACGAACCCUCUUUACUGAGAGCAGCACAGUCACACAAAUCUCAGUGUUAGAGAAGUGCAGCCCUAAGGAGCUGCCCUUAACUGAGUCCCACAACAGUGUGUCAUCCAUCUGAAAUCAAGAUUUACAAUUCAUCUCAUUUCCUGUUUCCCUUCCUCUCUUUCUCUUUCAUAAAACCUAUUACCUAAGGUCCUUCAGUGAGGUCCACUGUCCACUUUAAAGAAGAUAAUCUACUCACCUCUUGUCAUCCAAGAUGUUCAUGUCUUUCUUCAGUUGUAAAGAAAUUAUGUUUUUUGAAGAAAACAUUUUUUUCCAUAUAGUGGAUAUCUAUGGUGCCCCAAUUUUGAACUUCCAAAAUGCAGUUUAAAUGCGGCUAGAAACGAUCCCAAAUGCAUUUGUCAACAAUUUCAGCAGAGGAAGAAGUGUCUUAUCUAGCGAAUUGAUCGGUUAUUUUCAUAAAAAUAAUACAAUUUAUAUACUUUUUAAUGACAAACGCUCGUCUUGUCUCGCUCUGCCUGAACUGUUUUUUUUUUUUUGGUUCAUGACAGUUAGGAUAUGUUCAUCUCAAAAAAUGUUCAUCUCAUGUUCUCCCUCAACUUCAAAAUUGCCUUAUAUCGCUGUUUUACCUUUUUUGUUAAGGGUGUUUGAUCUUCUGCAUGUUCACUUUGCAAAGACUGGGUCGGAACUUCUGCAGUUAUGCAGGAUGAUUUUGAAAUGUUUUUUGAAGUUGAGGGAGAAAAUACGUUUGGAGUUUUUCGACAUACCCUAACUGUCUUGAGCCAGAAUACACAGAGUUCAAGAGAGAGCAAGACAAGAUGAGCAUUUGAGAUUAAAAAGUAUUUAAAUUGUAUUUUUGGUUGCAAUUUACAACCACAUUUGGGAUCGUUUGAAGCCGCAUUUAAACAGCAUUUUGGAAGUUCAAAAUUAGGGCACCAUAUCAGUCCAUUAUAUGGAGAAAAAUCCUGAAAUGUUUCCCUCAAAAAACAUAAUUUCUUUACGGCUGAAGAAAGAAAGACAUGAACAUCUUGGAUGACAAGGGGGUGAGUACAUUAUCUGUAAAUUUUUGUUCUGGAAGUGGACUUCUCUUUUAAAGGGAUAGUACACCAAAAAAUGAAAAUGUAGUCAUUAAUUACUCACCCUCAUGUCGUUCCAAACCCGUAAGACCUUAGUUUAUCUUCCAAACACAAAUUAAUAUAAUUUUGAUGAAAUCUGAGUGCUUUCUGACCCUGCGUAGACAGCAACUACCACGUUCAAGGCCCAGAAAGUUAGUAAGGACAUAGUUAAAACAGUCCGUGUGACAUCAGUGGUUCAACCGUAAUGUCACGAAGCUACGAGAAUACUUUUUGUGGGCAAAGAAAUAAAAUAAGGACUUAUUUUAACAAAUUUUUUGUAGUUCUGUGUCAGUCUUUGACACACGUUCAUGAGAGUAACACAACACUAUUUUAAUGGUGUCCUUACUACCUUUCUGGGCCUUCAACAUGUCAGUUGCGUUGCUGCCAAUGCAGGGUCAGAAAGCUGUAAUGACAGAAUUUUCAUUUUUGUGUGAACUAUCCCUUUAACCCUGGUUAAAGUCACCUGCCUGUACUUUUCCAGUAAUCCUGAAGAUCUUGAUUGGCUUGUUUAGGUGUGUUUCUAUAAGGCUAUAAGGUUAUAAAAUGAUUGCUAAAACAAUCCAAAGAUAUUUAUUUUUUUCUACACAUUACUGAAAUCAACUUGCUGCUGAUAAAACGUUCUCUAUUUAAUCAUAAUGCAAAAGCACAAACCAUGUUGUUUCAUUUCCUCUUCUAAUUUAAAUUAAAUGCAAGUAAAGGGAUAGUUCACUCUGCCCAAAAAAAAAAAAGAGCA